AUUUUUUUGUAUAUAUCUUGUUUUCGUCGCAACCAUGCAGUUCAAGACGCUGCACAGCGUGGACACCGAGUACUCGGCCGACGCCGUGGAAUGGUGCGUCCAGGACGAACGGCACGAAGGCUACUUCGCCUGCGGCACAUAUCAGCUGGUGGAGGGCGAGCACAAUUCACCGGCUGGCGAUACGCCGCGCAAGGGUCGUGUCUAUUUGUAUGCGUUCGACAGGCAUAUUGGCGCGCUGCAACGGCUGCAGUGCAUCGAAACGGCUGCCAUAUUGGACAUGAAAUGGCUGCCCGCCUGGUGCUCUGACACCGGACCGCUGCUGGCCACAGUCAACGCCCUUGGCCAGCUGGAGAUCUACGAGCUGCUGCAUGCGGAGCACCAGCUGCAGCGACGCGCCCAACUGGCGCUGGAAGGGAAUACGAAGCCGGCGCUAGCACUGGCCCUCGACUGGCAGCGUGUUGAUGGCGGCGCUGCCUUGCAGCUGCUCGUCUCCGACUCGCACGGCAAUGUACAUCAGCUGCAGUACACGGCGCAGGGUCAACUCAGCCAGCUGUGCGUUUGGCGGGCGCACGGCUUUGAGGCUUGGACAUGCGCCUUCGAUCGAUGGUCACCACAGCGCGUCUAUAGCGGCGGCGACGACUCGCUGCUGCACGCCUACGACUUGCGCGGCGGCGGCCCGACAGCGGAACCACAGCGCAUCUGGACAAAUAAAGCGCAUGGCGCCGGCGUCACCUGCCUGCUCAGCCAUCCGGAGCGCGAGCACCAGCUGCUCACCGGCAGCUACGACGAGCUGUUGCGUGUGUUCGACACGCGUGCCAUGAAACGCAGUCUCGCCGAACUCAAUCUGAACGGUGGCAUUUGGCGGCUCAAGCCGCAUCCCCAGCGCAGCGAUCUCAUCCUGACCGCCUGCAUGUACAAAAACUUUAGCGUCGUGCAACUGAAGGACUCGGCGGCGCUCAGCCUGCUGGGCACCUAUGAGGAGCAUUCGAGCAUUUGUUAUGGCGCCGACUGGGCGCCAAAUGUCGACAAAUUGGAGAAUGUCGCCACGGAUCAUGCCCAACGGCUGCACAUGGCCACCUGCUCCUUCUAUGAUCACAAGCUGUGCGUGAGCAGCGUGGACAUCAAAUUCGAGAUGUUGUCAAGCCAGUUGUUUAUAUUGAAAUGAAGCAAUAGAAAAAACAUGUGCCAGUAAAAGCAGCUAAUGAGCACUCGACUCUCUUGAUGAUUUGUCAUGCUAGGUGUCCUGCAAGACACACUGCAUGACUUGUCCUUGAGUGGCCGCCUUUUUGACCCACUCAAAUAGAGCGGCCAAAGCAAAAAAAAAAAGUCUUGUUAAAUAUAUUA
This is a messenger RNA of Drosophila montana, 1344 nucleotides long. Its product is annotated as diphthine methyltransferase. Gene Ontology annotation, biological process: protein histidyl modification to diphthamide. The transcript has a single exon. Gene Ontology annotation, cellular component: cytoplasm. NCBI's taxonomy places the organism in Eukaryota, Metazoa, Arthropoda, Insecta, Diptera, Drosophilidae. Bases 35 to 1165 code for a protein of 376 amino acids. Gene Ontology annotation, molecular function: protein binding; diphthine methylesterase activity. The record is from RefSeq and is a predicted model, not a curated record.